UUCCUUUCAAUAAAUUUGCACAAAGACAUAGAAAUUGCCAUCUACUCUGCUUAUUGUGUGUGCGUGUGUGUUUUACAUCAUUUGCCCAUCUCCUAGCUUCGCCACCUUCUAAACGUUCCGCAAUCCCUGAAAUAGAGGUUCAGUCUUACUUAACAAUCCGUGCAUGACAGGCCUACAUGUCUAUAAAAUAUAUAACACAAAAUAUCCGUUCGCAUUUGUCUUUAUCCUGUGUCAUUACUAGGCCUACAUCAUUCAUUGUUGGAAUAAUGUCACUGAUCUUCUUAAUACGUGAUUAUACUUAUUUACUGUAAACCAUGGAAAAUGUUCAGAAUAAAAGCAAAAUGAAGGAGGAAAGUAAGCUCUUUUGCGUAGAAGAUUACGAAAAUCUGGCCCAGAAAGUCAUGAAUCCUUUGGCCCGGUCAUACUACGGCUAUGGAAAUGAGCGUGGAUGGUGCCUUCGAGACAGUGUCCAAGCGUUUUCUAGAUAUCGCAUCCGGAGCAGAGCUCUAAAAGACGUGUCCCAUCGGACCCUAUCCACGACUGUCCUGGGUCAGUCUAUCCCAUAUCCCAUCGGUGUUGCACCCACUGGAAACCACGUCAUGGUGCACCCGGAUGCAGAGAAAGCAACUGCCAAAGGCGCAGUGGCAGCUGGUGCCCUCCUGAUACACGCUGUCGAUUCAAAUGAGACCAUUGCUGACGUAGCAGCAUCAGCACCCGGAGGGCUCAGAUGGAUGCAAAUCUACAUGUUCAGGGAUCGUCAACUUACAGAACAUAUCGUUCGUGAAACGGAGAGGGCGGGCUACAAGGCAGUUGUGGUCGUAGUGGAUUCCCCAUGUUCGGGACUCAGCCCCAAGCUGCUUGAUAUGUUUAAUAACAACGGACUAGACCAUCCAAAAUAUUGUAUGAGGAAUUUUACGGCUGAUAUCCCUUCGUUCUGGGAGAGUAGAGCCUUCGAUGACUCCAAUAACUUUAAGUACUUGUACGACAUGCAGUUCCAUGCAUCGGCCACCUGGGAAGACAUCAAAUGGAUAAAAACCAUCACUCCCCUUCCGAUCGUGUGUAAGGGCAUCCUUUCAGCUGAAACAGCAAAGGAAGCAGCAGGUGCAGGGGUUGAUGGGAUACUAGUAUCAGCUCAUGGCGGGAGACAAUUAGAUGGCGCCCCUGCACCGAUCGACGCUCUGGCUGAGGUCGUAGAUGCAGUCCACGGCAGUGGUAUAGAGGUUUACAUGGAUGGAGGAAUACGGACAGGAACGGACGUCUUUAAAGCACUAGGAAGGGGUGCUCGGGCUGUGUUUGUAGGCAGACCUGUAUUAUGGGGUCUAGCAUGCCAGGGUUCGAAGGGUGUCGAAAAUAUCUUGGAAAUUCUAGUUAAAGAAUUUGACAAAGCCCUAGCAAUUAGUGGCUGUACGAGUCCCGAAGGCAUCCCUCCAGGAAUGGUAGUUCAUGAGUCAUACUACCACCACAAUAAUAUGCAAAGUAAACUGUAACCAAUAUAUUGGUGCAUUUUAAAUGCAUUUUCAUUUUAAAUGGUCAGCGUACGGUUUCCAAGCGCAGAUUAAAGGAUCAAAAUUAAGCAAAUUGGUAAUUUCAAAUUUGGCGUUGACUAAUCACAAAAUGUAUGUUCAAAACACUGGGUCACAAUAAUU
Messenger RNA from Lytechinus variegatus (green sea urchin), 1646 nucleotides. Its product is annotated as hydroxyacid oxidase 1-like. NCBI's taxonomy places the organism in Eukaryota, Metazoa, Echinodermata, Echinoidea, Temnopleuroida, Toxopneustidae. Bases 315 to 1487 code for a protein of 390 amino acids. The record is from RefSeq and is a predicted model, not a curated record. The transcript is spliced from 8 exons. Gene Ontology annotation, molecular function: FMN binding; oxidoreductase activity.